Molecule: messenger RNA, 2495 nt
Organism: Solea senegalensis (Senegalese sole)
Lineage: Eukaryota; Metazoa; Chordata; Actinopteri; Pleuronectiformes; Soleidae
Product: ERC protein 2-like
Exons: 9
Coding region: 384-2495 (703 amino acids)
Biological process (GO): maintenance of presynaptic active zone structure; regulation of synaptic plasticity; neuromuscular synaptic transmission
Cellular component (GO): cytoskeleton of presynaptic active zone
Molecular function (GO): structural constituent of presynaptic active zone
Source: RefSeq, a predicted model, not a curated record
AUGAUGAUGAUGAUGAAGAUGAGAAGGGGAAACUAAUCCUUCAUCAUGCCGUCGCUGCCGUUGUCUGUAGUUGUAGAGUUCCAUCCAGUGACUGCGCGCGCUCACACUGGAGCCACGCACGCGAGGAGUUUAACAGUGACCCCGGUUUUCACACAUGGAUCAUAUGACGUGAUGUUUCCCACACACAUGCACGGAGCAACAGCUGGACACAAAGUAACAAAAUCCGUGAUGUCCAGCACUGAAGCUCAAACCAUGCAAUCUCUUCACCCCGGAGACUCGACAGUCAGGAAUGGACAGGUGAAGACUAAGAUGUGGCCUGUAGUCCAAACUUUUUAAACCCUUUCCAUUCCAUUCUUUUUUUUUUGGCCAUAUAACGAAAAAAAAUGCCUUUGAAUAUCAGAGCCAAGCCGCCGCAGAGCAAACUGUCCGCGGCCACGAAAAGCAGCGUCCAUGUGGACGCUACCUCGUCUCAUUCACGCUUCUCCAGGUCUCCUAAGCAGGUGAAAGGCAAACAGGCUUCAGCCUCAACACCAGGUUGCCGCUCAGGGCUGGAACCAGGAUCAGUGUUGGGAGGCGUUUCUGCUCCAGUGUCUAAUAAAACAUCAGAGAGUCCACAGCUGGUGUCACGGCCAGGUUCAAAGAGCAAACCUGUGGGGAAAAGAGUGGCUCAUGGUUCUGCCACAGCUCCUGGUGGUAAAACUCUGUCCAUGGAGAACAUCCAGUCCCUGAGUGCGGCCUACGCCACAUCAGGAACCAUGUACCCGAGCGAGCGGGAUUCCCUGGAACCCUCUGUCGGGUUCCCCAGAGGCACCAUGACCCUGGGCAGGAGCACCCGCCGCUCCUCCUGCACUGGCCGCUCAACCAUGAUGGGCAGCAGCCCGAACAUCACCUCCUCUGGGCUGCCUCACUCAUCAGAUCCUUACGGGGACCAGAACUUUCUGUCAGCAAGGACGUCGAGUCUGCGGCGGCAGCCCAGGAGACACAUUCAGACGCUGGACUCUGCUGGACAGGGAGAGGCGUCCACAUUCGAUCUCCAGGGUCAGCUGAGGGAGCUGCAGAGGGAGAACGACAGUCUGAGGAGGGAGCUGGACGGAGGCAGGGACGGGAAGACCGGCACCAACAGCGUCAACUUCUGGUGUCCGGACGUAAAGAGGGAGAAGGGGACGAGGCGGGAAGAUGGAGCGAGGACGGCGGCUCUGAAGGACCACAACAGAACAAACCACGAGGAUGUGCAGCACGAGGACCUGAGAAGAAACCAGCAGCUUCCGCUAACGGUGCAGGAGCUUCAGGAGGAGCUGAGAGCUCACAGGGACAUGAACGGUCGUCAUCAUCAGCAGCAGCAGCAGCAGCAGCAGCAGCAGCAGCAGCAGCAGCAGCAGCAGCAGCAGGGACACCCAGGCUCCUACCUGGACCUCCAUAUGGACCAGGACCACCACAGAGGCGUGGGCCACAGUCCCAGAGUCAGUCCGUCCAACACCUAUGAGCGCAGGCACCAGGACGCCGACGUCAUCAUCCACAGCCCGGGCUACGGCCUCAGCGCCGCAGUGACCUCGCAGAGACUCAGCCCGGCCAGCACGCUUCAGUCUGGACUCAGGCCCGGCCUCGCUCACACGGCUCCAUCUGCAGUGGCGGCAGUGUCAGGCUCCGCCUCCCCGCGUCCCCGCAGCCCCUGCCAGGUUCCCGGCUGUGACGGCUUCUCCUCCUCGCCGUCUCCUCUCGUCCCGUCGGAGGAGAACUACGUGCGGCUGCAGUCGGAGCACGAGCGUCAGGCCACGGAGCUGCUGCUGCUGAGGAGGACCAUGGAGGAGAUGGAGAAGAGGAUCGACUCUCAGCGGCAGACGCUGGGCACACGCGACCAGAGCAUCCAGAGGCUGCUGGAGAUGCUCCAGGGUCAAGGUCAAGGUCAAGGUCAGCACAGGGGUCAUGGGCAGCGAGCGGGCGGCAUCAUCACAGCGGCGGCGCAGGAGGCCGAGGCACAGCUGGAGAACAUGCACGUGAGAGAGAACACCAACCCCCCUUUCUGUUUUGACCCUGACGUUAUCUGGCAGGACACCAAAAUCUCCUCCCUGGAGAGGAACAUCCGAGACCUGGAGGACGAGGUCCAGAUGUUGAAGACCAGCGGUCUGCUGCAGCCCGACGACAGGCAGGACGAGCUCAAGCAGGUGGACGUCUACAAGAGUCAUUCCAAAUUCAUGAAGUCUAAGGACCAGGCCAUGUCUCCAUGUGUGUCCUCCAUCAGACAAGCUCCCACCUUCCUCCUCCCUUCACAACAGCCUUGGAUCACAGAACAAGCAGAAAUAGAGCAGCUGAAGCAGGAGCUGAACAGGAAGGAGUCGGAGAUGCAGGCGCUGCAGACCAAACUGGAGACGCUGACCAACCAGAACUCAGACUGUAAGCAGCACAUCGAGGUGCUCAAGGAGUCGCUCAGCGCCAAGGAGCAACGGGCCAGUACACUGCAGACAGAGGCGAUGGAAAGUGAUUCCUCGCCGUCAUGA